This is a messenger RNA of Scomber japonicus (chub mackerel), 762 nucleotides long. Its product is annotated as glutamic acid-rich protein-like. Bases 19 to 489 code for a protein of 156 amino acids. Lineage: Eukaryota; Metazoa; Chordata; Actinopteri; Scombriformes; Scombridae. The transcript has 6 exons. The record is from RefSeq and is a predicted model, not a curated record.
CUCUACUUGGAGAAGAACAUGGAGAAGGGAAAGCAAGUGGAGGAGAAUUCCAAGUGUCAAGUCGCCUGUGUUUCUGAGCCACAGCCAAAGCGUCGUAAAGACUCACCACUAGAGGACGCCAUAAUAAAGGAUUUAUUAAAGGACAUGGAGGCUGAACACAGGGUUUCCUCACUCAGGAGGAACAGUCCACAUGCAGAGGGAGAGGGUAUGAUGAAACCAGGACAUGCUGACAAGAAAGAAUCAGGUGUCAACAGUCCCAGGGGAAGUUCACAAGAUGUGCCUCCUGGGACAACAGAGGACAUGAAGGAGGAGGAAGAGGACAACGAGGAGGAAGAGGACGACGAGGACGACGAGGACGAUGAGGAGGAGGAAAGUGAUGAAGACGAAGGGGAUGUAGAUUCUGUCCCCGGGUCACCUGACAAGCCAGGAAUCCUGUCUCAACUGGCCAGACAUAUGUUCCCCUUCUCCUUGUUCUUCAGAGAUCUGUGAGAGUUUAACUCACUGGGUUUGUUUGGUUAAAGUUCUGAAAACAAAAAGUGUUUAAAUUUCUCCAGGAACAAGAUUUCAUAGGGUUUGUUCAUUUUCUUGUGAAUUCAUCAUCUUUUUCAUCUUUUUCCUAAAUGUUAUUCUCCUGAUCUCUUUACAUACAUGUUUGAUUUUACAAUAUAGAGAUUGUUUUUGUAAAAUAUGACCUGUUGCUUCAGUCCAUCAGAUCAUCUUUCUGUUUUUGUCUUUGCUGAUAUGCAAAUAAAUAUGAUUACU